This is a messenger RNA of Vicia faba (fava bean), 723 nucleotides long. The record is from the annotation of a GenBank genome assembly. Lineage: Eukaryota; Viridiplantae; Streptophyta; Magnoliopsida; Fabales; Fabaceae.
AUGGCUUUUCUUCUACCAAAUCUCCAACCUUAUCUUCAAAGUCAAUCCAAAUGCAAAUCCAAAUCCAAUGACAACCCUCUUCAUCAAACCCUUUCACAACCAAAACCCACUUCUCAUUUUCUUGCAUCUUCAACAUCCCCAGUUUCUUCUUCUCCCUUAGCCACCCUUCAAACUUCAACUUCACAACAACAACUUCCAAAAGAUGAAUUCUAUGUCAACCUUGGACUUGCUGUGCGAACUCUCCGCGAAGACAUGCCUAUGAUCUUCAUCAAAGACCUCAAUUAUGAUAUCUAUAGGGAUGAUAUAACAUUUUUGGACCCUUUGAACACAUUUACCGGAAUUGAAAAGUACAAAUUGAUCUUCUGGGCAUUAAGGUUUCAUGGAAAACUCUUGUUUCAUGAGAUAUCACUUGACGUAUACAGAGUAUGGCAACCUUCAAAGAAUGUGAUAUUGAUUAGGUGGAACCUUAAAGGCGUGCCGCGUGUCCCUUGGGAAGCUAAAGGAGAAUUUCAAGGCACUUCAAAGUAUAAGUUGGACAAAAAUGGCAAGAUUUAUGAACACAAAGUUGAUAACUUAGCAUUCAAUUUUCCACAAAAUAUUAAACCAGUUUCAGUUUUGGAUUUAAUUACAUCUUGCCCUGCUAAUCCAAAUCCAACAUUUUUGUGGGGUUAUGUGGAUAUCUACUCUUCUUCAUGGAUAAUUUUAUAUUACAUAUAUAUAUAA